Molecule: messenger RNA, 333 nt
Organism: Aphanomyces invadans
Lineage: Eukaryota; Oomycota; Saprolegniomycetes; Saprolegniales; Verrucalvaceae
Exons: 1
Coding region: 1-333 (110 amino acids)
Molecular function (GO): nucleic acid binding
Source: RefSeq, a predicted model, not a curated record
AUGAACGGUUGGAACGUUCAGCUCACGGCCCAACCAGCGCAAAACCCGGACUUCAAUGUUCUUGACCUUGGAUUCUUUAAUGCUAUCCAGUGCUUGCACCAUCAGAUUACUGCACGAUCAAUCGAUGACCUCAUUCAGUGCGUUGAAGGAGCGUUAAAGAAUCUGAAGUGGACCACUUUGGACAAGAGCUUCAUGUCUUUACAGAAGGUUUUGGAGGAGUCAAUGAAGAUGGACGGCAACAAUGUGUACAAGCUACCGCAUUUGAAGAAGGACAUUCAUCUGAAGGCGGGUCAUCAUGAGCUGCGGCCGUCAUGCGACGAAGAACGCUAUUGA